Molecule: messenger RNA, 1228 nt
Organism: Papaver somniferum (opium poppy)
Lineage: Eukaryota; Viridiplantae; Streptophyta; Magnoliopsida; Ranunculales; Papaveraceae
Product: ethylene-responsive transcription factor 1A-like
Exons: 1
Coding region: 88-1077 (329 amino acids)
Biological process (GO): regulation of DNA-templated transcription
Molecular function (GO): DNA-binding transcription factor activity; DNA binding
Source: RefSeq, a predicted model, not a curated record
CACUCUCUGUUGGUUUCCUCUUCUACUUGUGAUUUUUAUUCAUAAAAAAGAAAAAGGAACCUCAGACAAGACUGUAGAAGGAAAUUAAUGGUGAUGAGGAAUGAAGUAUUUCCCUUCUUGAAACCAGAGGUACUACUCAAUAUGAAUAACACCAUUCAAAAGUUUAAAUUAAUUACUACUACCCAUGAAUCUCAGCAACAACAACAACCACUUUCAUCUUUCUACUAUCAUUAUCAUGAUGGUGAUGAUACUAAUAUUGAUUCAGUGCUGUUUGGAAACACCCAUCAUCAGUUUUCUACUUCAUCAUCAGCAUCACAGUUUUAUAACUCCUGCUUUCCAAAUAGUUACACUGCAAAUGCAAAUCCAUGCAAAGCCUUAGAUCCUCUGCCACACAAUGCUGAUGCUAACCAAUCUUUACUUCUUGAUGGAAUUGCUGCUGUUGUUGGAAAAGACAUUCUCUUUGGCAACCCCAAAGAUACUGCUAACACGGGUAAUAUCAAAAUCAACAACUCUACUGGUGGAAGUAGUAUUAAUGCAGUUGACGGAAAACAGGAUUGUAACCUGUUAGGUGUAAGCAACACUGGUUCUACCAUUCAGAAGCCGAGCUACAGAGGAGUUAGAAAGAGACCAUGGGGAAGGUGGUCAGCUGAGAUACGCGAUCGUAUAGGUAAGUGCAGACACUGGUUGGGUACUUUCGACACAGCUGAAGAAGCAGCUCGAGCUUAUGACUCCGCCGCUAGACGGUUAAGGGGAUCUAAAGCUAAAACAAAUUUCUCAAUUCCUUCUACUUAUAUACCUAUACCUGUCCCAUCUCCAUCUCCAUCCUCUUCUUCUACUUCUACUUCUUCUUCAUCUUAUUCUUCUUUUUCAUCUUUAGAUAAGGAGAAGACUUACAAGAAAAUGAUGAGUUCUGGUGGACGAAAUAGUAACCAUAACAGGGCCAGAAUUACUAGGACUUGUUCAGUUGUUACUUCUGCUGCUCAUCUUUUUAGUAAUCAGCAACCUAAACCAAAUAAGCUGAUGAAACUUGGUGGUGGUUUAUCUCUUAUCCAGAACACCAACCAGUACCAAAUGUAAAGAACAAAAGGUAUAGUAUGUGACUGUGUGGUUUUGGUUUAGUAUUUUUUUUUUGGUUUUUUGGCUUUUUUGUCAUGUAUAUAGGUGCUCAGAAGCCUAGUGCUUUCUGGCUUUUGCUUAAUGUAAAGAACAAAAGGUGUAUGUGACUGUA